Molecule: messenger RNA, 3057 nt
Organism: Opisthorchis viverrini
Lineage: Eukaryota; Metazoa; Platyhelminthes; Trematoda; Opisthorchiida; Opisthorchiidae
Exons: 11
Coding region: 1-2649 (882 amino acids)
Cellular component (GO): plasma membrane
Molecular function (GO): catalytic activity
Source: RefSeq, a predicted model, not a curated record
AUGUACACCGGCCCUGGAGCCAAAGGUCAAGUGGGGCUGAAUAAUAACGCCAAAUAUGAACUCGCUCUUUUACAUUUCUCCUUCCCUUUGUCCGGUGACCCAGAAGCGAUGAGUCGUGGAAUAUAUGGCGUGGGUGUUGCACUCAGCCCCAGAGCUGAACGCGCUUUGCUGGGUUGGAUCCCAGUGAACAGUCGUCUCUGCGUCGUCCGGUUAUCCAGUUCAAUCAAGCUCAAUGCCUCGCGGCAUAAAAAGCGGUGCCUGUUUGUCGUGUCGGCUUAUGCCCCGACGGACUGCAGUUCUGAUGCGGAGAAGGAUACUUUCUAUCGAGAGCUAUCCAGGCUCAUUCGUCAGGCAAAAAGCACUGACAUUGUGAUCCUUGCAGGCGAUUUGAAUGCUCAAGUAGGUCGUCUGAGCUCCUUGGAAUCACAUUUGGGUGGUCGAUUCGGAGUCGAUGCUCGCCGAACAGACAACGGGGAUCGCCUCCUUCAGUUGUGUGCUGAUCACGAACUGUUUCUGGCAAGCACGAACUUUCAACAUAAACAUAACCCGGCGGCCGCCAACUACAAAUCACCCGUGGACCACGUGGCCAUCAGCCACCGUUGGAGAGCCACAAUUCAAGACUGCCGUUCCUUCUGGGGCACACCACUUAAUUCCGAUUACGCCAUGGUGCGCUCACGCUUGACAAUAAAGUUUGUGGUUGCAGGGCAUUGGAACAACAGUGUCAGCAGUGAUGUUGCUGUCUCUGGGGCAAGAUGGCUCAAGUGGUUGAAGCGCGAAUUUACUGGCCGGAAGGUCCGCGGUUCGAACCCGACCUCUGCCUCUCGGCUUCCCCUGUCUAGGCUUGGGCAACCUGGCGGUAUCCCAGCCCUCGUCCUUCCUUCGGGUUGUAUGGCAGCUGAACCAUUUUGCACGCCUGGGCUGCUAUAUCAGUCCGGUGGUCUGGCCAAAGACGAUAUUUCUAUCCGGAUUGGGAUGGACGGAGCAUGUUUUGUGAACCCAUAUCAUUCAUACCUUAUUCUAUGGUGGCCACCAAAUCAGAUUUAUGUAGCCAUGACAUCUACUUCCCCGGAGGUUGAGGAUGAAUGUUUUGUUUAUCCAGCGAUAACUAAGAGGUAUUCCCAAGUUACGUUACCCAACCAAGGGGAACCAGUCAGUGACAACCAGGACUAUAAUUCUCCACAACCAAAAGUUACACCAAGGAUACAUGGGCGUCCUUUGAGGUCAACACUUAAGGCACGGUCACAAUUCGGUCCCGACCCAUCAGGCUUUACUGCUGUGCAAGGUAAUACGGAUAUACCUGCAGGUUUCACAGGUUGUGACAAGACCUCUGAUAGUCAACGACGUAAUACAGAAAGAAUAAAAUCAAAGGACUUUCGGAACACAGACCACAAAUCCAAUAGUUCUCUACAAAAGGAGUUGGAGCAGACAACGGGAACCUCGUUUCUAUCGGUUGAGCCAUCCACGAUGUCAAAAAGACCAUCAAUUCAGCAAUUAAGAAAAUACUCAGUCGUCGACCCGAAUGCCUUAAAAUAUUUCGAAGGUAUAAAGAACGCUGGUUUAGCUGCCAGAGGUUUGUUGACCUCAGCCAGUUUGCUGUUGCCCGGGGAGAAAAAUUCUUCCCAGAAACCGCGCGAAUUCGGAAUCUGUAGUGCAUUGCUGAUCAUCAUGUCCUACGUUCUUAUCAUCCUUACCUUCCCGCUCUCAUUGUUUGUUUGUAUUAAGGUUGUUGCAGAAUACGAAAGAGCAGUGAUAUUUCGUCUGGGGCGGAUCGUACCCAAAGGAGCACGUGGACCAGGGCUGUUUUUUGUCGCGCCGUGCAUUGACAGUAUUCGCAAAGUGGAUCUGCGGACAGUGACUUUUGAUGUACCACCUCAAGAAGUACUGACCAAGGAUUCGGUCACCGUGGCAGUCGACGCGGUAGUCUACUACCGAAUAUAUAAUCCCGUUGUUGCAAUCACAAAUGUGGAGGACGCUGAUCGGUCAACAAGGUUACUGGCUGCCACUACGUUACGUAACGUUUUGGGAACAAGAAAUUUGGCGGAAAUUCUCUCGGAACGGGAGUCAAUCUCCACAUCCAUGCAGGCGAUGCUUGAUGAUGCAACAGACCCCUGGGGUGUUAAGGUCGAAAGAGUUGAGGUCAAAGAUGUCCGUCUUCCAGUUCAGCUUCAACGAGCUAUGGCUGCCGAGGCUGAAGCCACACGAGAAGCUCGCGCCAAAGUGAUAGCCGCGGAAGGAGAGGAGAAGGCCUCAGUUGCUUUGAAACAAGCUGCUGAUGUUCUGCAAUGUUCCCCGUUUGCGCUACAGCUGCGCUAUCUGCAAACACUAAGUGCCAUUUCUGCCGAGAAAAAUUCAACCAUUAUCUUUCCUCUGCCCAUUGAUAUCAAAGAUGUCCGUCUUCCAGUUCAGCUUCAACGAGCUAUGGCUGCCGAGGCUGAAGCCACACGAGAAGCUCGCGCCAAAGUGAUAGCCGCGGAAGGAGAGGAGAAGGCCUCAGUUGCUUUGAAACAAGCUGCUGAUGUUCUGCAAUGUUCCCCGUUUGCGCUACAGCUGCGCUAUCUGCAAACACUAAGUGCCAUUUCUGCCGAGAAAAAUUCAACCAUUAUCUUUCCUCUGCCCAUUGAUAUGUUGGUUAAUCUGAUUCGCCGCUGAGACCAGUGUUCCGUUUAAUUUCGAGUACCAAAGUGAAUGCUGAUAUUCGGCUGGAUGUUAUCUCUGUAAAAAAAACAAAUGCUGCUAUCGCUACCCUCUUCUUCUACUGUGUAUGUAGAUCAUGGUCUUGCUUGUUAUCCAUGAACGGCUCGAAAACCGUUCGUCCCUCAACCUUGCAAUAAAACGAUCGAGGAUUGAUGCGCCUGAUUCCUACUGUUUACAGCUGGUUUGAAUAUCUUCACACUCACACGCUUGCAUGCCCGCAUUAGUAAACUUCCUUUUCCAGAUCAUGUUGAUUGAAACGUAUGAUGCACCGAGAGCGGAUGAACACAGGCACUUACUUCCACAAACUGUUCCAAGACAUCCUCCAUUGUACGCACAUAUGUCAAUAUUUACCGUAAAUAAAAG